UCCCGGUGUUUGGGCCCCAGUGGUAACAGCGCGGGGAGAAAUGGCCCUGCUGUGCUAUAACCGGGGCUGCGCCCAGCGCUUGGAUCCUGAGACCAACUCCGACGAUGCUUGCACAUACCACCCAGGUGUUCCAGUUUUUCAUGAUGCAUUAAAGGGUUGGUCUUGCUGUAAGAGAAGAACAACUGAUUUUUCUGAUUUUUUAAGCAUUGUAGGCUGUACAAAAGGUAGACAUAAUAGUGAAAAGCCACCUGAGCCAGUCAAACCUGAAGUCAAGACUACUGAGAAGAAAGAACUAUCUGAAUUGAAACCCAAAUUUCAGGAGCACAUCAUUCAAGCCCCUAAACCAAUAGAAGCAAUAAAGAGGCCAAGUCCCAAUGAGCCAAUGACAAACUUGGAAUUAAAAGUAUCUGCCUCCCUAAAACAAGUACUUGAUAAACUAUCAUCGGGUAAUGAAGAAAAUAAGAAAGAAGAAGACAGUGAUGAAGUUAAGACUGGGACCGCAUGUAAAAAUGGAGGGUGUUCAAAGACAUAUCAGGGUCUACAGAGUCUAGAAGAAGUCUGUGUAUAUCAUUCUGGAGUACCUAUUUUCCAUGAAGGGAUGAAAUACUGGAGCUGUUGUAGAAGAAAAACUUCUGAUUUUAAUACAUUCUUAGCCCAAGAGGGCUGUACAACAGGCAAACACAUGUGGACUGCAAAGGAUGCUGGGAAAAAAGUUGUUCCAUGUAGACAUGACUGGCAUCAGACUGGGGGUGAAGUCACCAUUUCAGUAUAUGCUAAGAAUUCACUUCCAGAACUUAGUCAAGUAGUAGCAAAUAGUACACUGUUAAACGUGCACAUAGUAUUUGAAGGAGAGAAGGAAUUUCAUCAAAAUAUGAAAUUAUGGGGUGUGAUUGAUGUAAAGCGAAGUUAUGUAACUAUGACUGCAACAAAGAUUGAGAUCAUCAUGAGAAAAGCUGAACCUAUGCAAUGGGCAAGCCUUGAAUUACCUAUAACCAAAAACCAGGAAAAACAAAAAGAAGAUAAAACAGAAUAAGCUGAGAAGAAAUAGAAGUCAUUUCAGAAUUAUUAAUAUGUGGUGUGUGGUGGGUUGCUGCUGUAAUCUUUUGGUUUUUUUUGAUGUUGUUAUUGUUGAAUCUGGCAUUUCAGGGUCAACAGUAGGUUUUUAAAAGCCAAAGUCAGUUUAUCUUUUUGUGCCGCCCAUUUUCCUUUUGAGUUACCUAAGUUUGAUUAUUCAUUUCUCCUCACUUAGAUGUAUUCUAUACUUGAAGAAGCUAGAAAAUAGCUCAUAAACAGUUAACAAUAUUUCUUAGUGUAAUAUUAUGUUAAGCCACAAAAUACAAACAUUUGUUCAGAUCUUCCUAUUCCGUAAUUAGUAAAACAAGAUGGAAUGUCAAAAUUUUAA
Molecule: messenger RNA, 1402 nt
Organism: Hipposideros armiger (great roundleaf bat)
Lineage: Eukaryota; Metazoa; Chordata; Mammalia; Chiroptera; Hipposideridae
Product: cysteine and histidine-rich domain-containing protein 1-like
Source: RefSeq, a predicted model, not a curated record